This is a messenger RNA of Aspergillus mulundensis, 1119 nucleotides long. RefSeq names its product TauD/TfdA family dioxygenase. Lineage: Eukaryota; Fungi; Ascomycota; Eurotiomycetes; Eurotiales; Aspergillaceae. Gene Ontology annotation, molecular function: oxidoreductase activity. The transcript has 3 exons. The record is from RefSeq and is a predicted model, not a curated record. The coding region runs from base 1 to 1119 and encodes 372 amino acids.
AUGCCUGCCCUUACUGUUGAGCCCUUGACACCCCCCGCCGGGUCCUCCAUCGACUUUGGCGCCGUCAUUGCGAACGCCGAUCUGGAGAAUCUAACCGACGACGACUUCACCACAAUCCGCCAAGCCCUGUACACACACCAAGUCCUGGUCUUCAAAAACCAGCACCACCUAACGCCCAAAGCCCAAUACGAACUCACCCGGCGCUUCGACCCGCUCGCAACAACAUACGGGCACGGCAAAACCAUCGACGCAAAGCGCAGCAUCCUGCACCCAGACCUCAAGACCAUCCCGCACCAGCCGCAGGUCCAAGUCAUCGGGCACGGCACCAUCGAGUCCUACGAGGGCCUGCACAACAUCACGCUGAAACACCCGCACCACCGCACGUUCCACCGCGACCCGAUCCCGCUCGAGGACGAUUACGAUUUCACGCGCUUCUACAGGUGGCAUAUUGAUGCGGCGCUGUAUGGGCUCAAUCCGCCGAUGGUGACGACCCUGCUUGCCGUCAGGGUUCCCAGUGGACGGCGGCAGACGCUGCGGUAUGACGAUGGGUCUGGGGAGACGAUGGAGGUGCCGCUGGGCACGACGGCGUUUGUGAGUGGGGAGCGGAUGUAUGAUUUGCUUUCUGGGGAGGAUAGGAAGUUUGCGUUGCGGGCGAGGGUUGAGUAUGCGCCGCAUCCGUACAUCUGGAUGUCGCCUGCGCGCUCCCGCCCUACAGGUCUGGGAAUGUACAGCGAUAACCUGGAACUCCCGCUAUCUGACCUCCCGCCCAUCGACGAGUCCUCUAUCCAGGUGUUGCCCAUGGUCUGGAAGAACCCGGAUACCGGCAAACCAGCGCUGCAGAUCCACCCGUCGGCCGUGCGCAAGAUCCACUGCGCAGAUGGGACGGUCAUUGACGAUCUAGAGCGGGUGCGUGAGAUUGUGUAUGGCCUGCAGCGGCCGGCUAUCAGUCCGCAGUAUGUGUACGCGCAUGACUGGGAAGAGGGGGAUCUGGUGCUGUUCCAUAAUCGGGGAGUGUUGCAUUCUGUUGUGGGGGCGUUUGGGGAGGGGGAGGUCAGGUUGUUUAGGCAGUGUAAUUUGGCGGCGGGGGAGGGGGUCGUGGCGUAUGAGGGGGGGAACUGA